GAUCAUGUAGUGUAGGAAGAACACAAACUGAAUACUUCCUCAGACUAAAUUGGGACAUUUUAAGUUACAGUCUAUUUACAGGGGGACUUGUAAAUAAACUUGUAAAUAAAUAUAUAACUGCAUUUUAUGUAAAAUCCCUUACAAAAGGCAGAUUAAAAAGUGUAUAUUUAGAAAAUAAUUGUUUGAGUAAAAAAAAGAAAAAAGACAUUUCUUGUUUGCAGUAAAGCUAUUGAAUAAAAAAUAAUCGUUUUUCUGUCCUUUCCAUUUUUUAUUCCAGAAAACCACGUCACGUAUUCUAAUCAUGCGUGAAAUCCGGAAAACCGGAGGUGAUGCUUUCAAAUACUCCUCGUAAACGCAAAUGAUAAGGUAUAAUGUAUUCGAUUAGAAGCUAUAUAAAGGGGAAAUACCUUUAUAUUUACGUUGUCAAUGAGUUGAACAUUAUUAAUAUAAACGCUCGAAGUUAUCUAUCAAAGUUUUCUACAAAAUAAAGGGGGAAAAGGGAAAUUGUCUUCCAUUUGGCUUCAUUCUAAUUAUAAAAUAAAAACACAAAUUAAUAAAUAUAAGUUGCAAAUGACACUUUAGUAAUUAUUUAUAAUAAAAAUGAUCUUUUAUGUCAUUCCAUAAUAAUUUCACAACAGACCGGGGGAAGGUUUGUUAGCAGUCGGCAUGUCAACAAUGGGUUUCGACAGACCAUGAAGGGAGCAUUAGGUUUGGGUUACACCUUAAACGCUUUACAAGAUGCUAAGGCAAAAGACCUCGUUUAGGCAUCUAUGUGAAGAACAGCUUGUCCUCAGAUGUGCUGUGUAACAUAUCCGGUUCGUGAUGGACGAAGAAGCUAAGAUGCAGACAUUCCACCUCUUAGACCUGCCCUGGGAGGAUGUACUUAUUCCACAUAUUUUGUGCUAUCUGCCACUGCAUCACCUGGUCAGACUGCAGCGCGUGAGCAAGCAGUUCCACAGCCUCAUCCAGGUGUACCUCUCCAACUGCAGGACUUUUCAUUUGUCCACGCUUGGAUUGUGCAUACCCAGAGAAGCUUUUUGCUCCAUGUUGAAGGAUAAUAAAGUUCUUCAGAACCUCUCACUUCAGAGCUGUUCGGAAUGGGUCACAGAUAAAGAGCUCCUGCCUGUCAUCGGCCAAAACCAGCAUCUGCAGAAAGUCGAUCUGAGUGGCUGCACCUGUCUCACCCGACACUCUCUCGUGGCUGUGUCCUUGAGCUGCAUGCAUCUCCAGCACUUCGGAUUGGCGCACUGCGAAUGGGUGGACAGCCUGUCCCUGCGCAGCCUGGCUGACCACUGCAGGGAGCUGCAGUCCAUCGACCUCACGGCCUGCCGCCAGCUGAAGGAUGACGCCAUCUGUUACCUAGCCAGAAAAUGUUUAAAGUUGAAGUCUCUAUCGUUGGCAGUCAACGCCAACAUUACGGACGAGUCAGUUGAGGAGGUUGCCAAAAACUGUCGGGGCCUGGAACAGCUGGAUCUCACAGGUUGCCUGCGGGUCAGGAACCAGUCCAUCAGGACUCUUUCAGAGUAUUGCCCAAAGCUACAAUCCUUGAAGGUGAACCAUUGUCACAAUGUGACAGAAUCAAGCCUCGAGUCACUACGUAAGCGCAAUGUAGUGAUCGAUGUUGAGCCACCUCUACAGAGAGCUCUGGUGCUUCUUCAGGAUGUACUAGGGUUUGCUCCGUUCAUCAAUCUCCAGAUUUAACAAGAGGGUACAUACACUUGCAGUUUGCAUUUUCAACAUUUUUAUAAAUAUAUUUUACCAGAGCUCAGACAACUGAAAAUCAGUAAUAAUUAUGUAUUUCUUUUUAGCACGCACCUUACUUUGUUGCAGGCAACGUUUUAACAGCUGUCACCUUUGGUGAUGUCACAUGAACAAGUGUUCUGGCUGCGUUUCACAGCACUUUAGGAAAAUCUGGACUUGUUGAACACACAUUUAUGUUGCAAAACUAAGCACAGAACACUUGACUGUUGUAAAUACUUUCUAAUGAAACUUAAAAUAAGUUGCAUCUUGGAAAUCAAAGAACAAAAGCCAUGCAUUUCUUUCCAUCAAUAACUUGUUUUUGGGAGAAAUCUUUCUUGCAAAAGUUUGGCUUCACCAAAAAACAAAACAAAAAAACAUUUCAAACCAAAGUAAAGUUUAUUAAUUUGUGGUUUAAAAAAAACCAAAACUGUUUCUUUAACUUUUCAGAAGAUGAAUUCAUUAUUUAAAAAAAAAAUUCUGGAGUUGUCCUUUAUAAAAUAUUUGAAGUACAGUGAUAGUCUUCAGGAAGCUGUGUAGUAACCUGUUAUAAUCGAUUAAAAGGGUAAACGAAAAGACAAAAAAAAAGCUUUAAACUUCAAUGUAACAUUGCAAAGUAAGGAAAUACAACAACUGUAUAAGCUUUGGAAACUGUUGCAAGGCUUACACCAAAUGGCUGUGAUAUUUAAGCUGUCAUCAUCUCUGAAAUUGUGUCACUAAUAUAAAAUGCUAAUCAUGUAGCCAAUAAAAAAACGGUUUAUUUGCUGCUUUUGUUGGGUUUUGGCCUUCAUAACAGACUGAACUGAAGCAAAAAAAAAAGUAUGGUAGUCUGAAGGAUAUACUAAAUAUAAAGUGGUGUAAUUGUUCACAUUAGCAUAAGUAACUCACGUGUAUCAUUACUCAGAAGAAAAGAAAUGUCACCUCCUGAUAAAAUUGUCUGCAGUCCAGAUAAAAUAUACAUAAACACAUUUACCCAUAAUGUAUACCCAAUGCCAGCAAGACAUAUUUUCAUUUUAAAUGUGUUAAUAAUUAUAUAAAAAUAAUAAAAAUUAGUGUCAGAAAUAUCCGUUUGUUAAGCAUGGUAUUGGCAGAAGAUAAUAAAUGGAUCAGUAAUGGAAACAGGAUAACCUCUGGUGCUUAAAACUGAACAGACACAAGGGGGCAGCAGUGAGUCAAAAUAUUUGUCAUCUCAGUUGUUUAGGGCCUGUAUUAAUUACAGACCACACAUCACAUAGGUGUGAUUAUGCAUUCAUAAAUUGUAUGAAAAUGUUUUUGUAUUUGAUAUAUUUUAGGAAAAAAUUUAAUAUUUAUUUGAUAGGGCAGAAUGAUAAAACUAUCCCGUUAGUGAGAAUGUCACACCCUGAUAGAAGAUUUCACAGAAAGAUUUAGUGCUCCUUCCUGUCGCCAUAGUUUUUUUUUUUUUUAAAUUUUCCUUUUUUUCUCUGGUGAUCCAGUUGGCAGACUCUUCUCUGUCUUGUCUCUUUGACAACACUACAGGUCUAUUUUCCACAUGAUGGCAUGGUUUAGCCCAUCUGCCGCAUGUUGUCCAUGAGCUGAUUUUGUAGCCCGGGAGUUGGUUCGAAGGGCUUCAGGGAUUGACCAGCCUCCUUAUGUUGACUGUUUAUCAUCAUAUUAAAUUUGGUUUGAAACCAUCCUUUAUUGGGGCUUUUAGGAUUUUAGUUUAUGCCUCUUUUUAGACGUUUAAAUCUAAAGAUUGCUCUGAUAUUCAACAUUUAAAAAAACAUAUUCAGAUAGGUUUAGUGUUUCUAAUAUUUAGUCGUGGCCAAACAGUUUCACUUCUUGUUGCUCCAUAGCAGUCAGUUGGCUAAAAACAUUUCAGACUUCAUUCAUCAUAGGACCUCAAUUAGCAUUGAUCUGCAGAUGAGGGGGGGAAGAAACAUCUCUGCAAUAUCAUAUUCCACCGAGCAAUUUCUGUUCUAGUGAUUGAGUAUAUUGGCCAAAACAAGCCAAACAUAUUUUGUCUUCCUGUCAAUAAUAUGGCACUUGUCUAAAUUAUUGAUCAAUAGCGACUGAUCAUUUUAUACCCAGGCACAACAAUGAAAUUGUUGUUGUUUUGUUCUAUUUUUUAAUGCGGUUUUAGCCGAAGGCGCUGUGUAAUAUAUAUUAAAGCUCUGAAUAAAUUUGAGGAUAAUUUUGCAGCUUAUGAAGAUCUUGCUAAUGGAAUAACUUUAAGAUACUGUCCAGAGGAGUGUAAGUGUUGUUGAAAUACUGCAGGUAAAGGAUAUUCUAGUCGCAGCAGACAGAAUUUGCAUGCAAACGAAUUUAUAUCUAAAAAGCAGUUAGAAAAGGGGUCCCAUAUCAUAAACCUAUAUGUUUUUUGGUAAAAGAAAAAGAUAAUAAUUUAGUUUUUGUUUAUUUGUUUUGCUCUUAACAUGAUAUGAUGGCUUGAAUGUUAUUUUAUGACACUUAUUUAUGCAUAUUUAUUUCAUUUUUCUUUUACACCAUCCAAAUGGUAAAUAUGUUUGUGUAUAAAAUGAUUUUCUCAGAUGCACCUUUUGUAAUUGAAAUAAAGCAAAUCCAUGGUA
This is a messenger RNA of Oryzias latipes (Japanese medaka), 4283 nucleotides long. It is a transcript of the gene fbxl15, whose product is annotated as F-box and leucine-rich repeat protein 15. Gene Ontology annotation, cellular component: cytoplasm. NCBI's taxonomy places the organism in Eukaryota, Metazoa, Chordata, Actinopteri, Beloniformes, Adrianichthyidae. Gene Ontology annotation, molecular function: protein binding. The record is from RefSeq and is a predicted model, not a curated record.